Messenger RNA from Glarea lozoyensis ATCC 20868, 651 nucleotides. RefSeq lists its product as uncharacterized. Bases 1 to 651 code for a protein of 216 amino acids. NCBI's taxonomy places the organism in Eukaryota, Fungi, Ascomycota, Leotiomycetes, Helotiales, Helotiaceae. The record is from RefSeq and is a predicted model, not a curated record. The transcript has a single exon.
AUGCUCAUUAAUGAGAAUUUUAUGAGCUCGUCAUUGGACGGAGAAAAACAAACGCCUGGUACGCCGACCAACAACGCUGAAGAACUCCACGAUCCAAGUUCAAUCUCCGAAAUCGAAAAUUGGCAAGUUGAUGUUCAGAACGAGGAAACUGGGAACCCAAGAGACCCAAGACGCUUGGCCGGGACAGAUUCAAGCGGUUCUCAUGGUCCAUUUUUCAGGACAUACAUCACAUCACCAGUCAUUCAAAUUGAUCUUGAAAUUAGAGAGAAUAUCAAUAGUAUCAUGACGAGGUUCCAACGCCUUUGCGAAAUCUUGACCGACAAUUAUGAUUUUCUCAAAGACAACAGGGAAGGUCGACGGAAAGACAACGAAGGCGAGAGUUUACGACUCCGAGUGUAUGUCGUUGCUAAGAAUCGAAAUGGAAAUGACAUAUCCAAGGAUCUUAUGGUUCAGCCAACUGUCAGAUUCAUGGCAACUGCUUGGGCUCUAGAGAAAAGACUGAAUGACCUUCUUCCUGAUUACACGCAGUGGAAUACCUUGGCACGACCUUUGUCGAAAACAGCUAAUCUCAAUGAAAGCUAUUAUGCUAACCUAUCGACAAUCUUCAGAUGCGACGAGUUAAGUAUAGUCUUUCAAACUAAUGUCGAGUAA